Messenger RNA from Triticum aestivum (bread wheat), 3949 nucleotides. Its product is annotated as disease resistance protein Pik-2. The transcript is spliced from 3 exons. The coding region runs from base 591 to 3710 and encodes 1039 amino acids. Gene Ontology annotation, biological process: defense response to other organism. The record is from RefSeq and is a predicted model, not a curated record. Gene Ontology annotation, molecular function: ADP binding. Lineage: Eukaryota; Viridiplantae; Streptophyta; Magnoliopsida; Poales; Poaceae.
AGAAAAAUUUGUUGCCUGAUAAAUAAUGACGAGAUGAUGCUAUUGAAAUAUGUUAGUUGUACCUUGCACAACUUUCCUCGAAUAACUCAAUACCACGCCGUCGCUUCUUUUUCUUUUGUCUUUGGAGCGACAUAUAUACUCCAGGAAGGCUACCAGAUGCUUUCCUUCUCAGGCGACCAAAGUUCAACUUCAUAUGCAUGCAGCAAGCAAAGCAGCAUCUUGCAAACUUUACUUGUGUCCACCACCAUCCUCAGUUCCCCGCCCUCUGCCCGGCAUGCACAUACGUAUUGGAGCAGCUCUCGGUGUCUUGUUGCCACCACCAGCCCUUCCAUCCCGUCUGCUGUAUCCUCUGCCCCGGAGCCACCGCGUCGUCCAUAGACCUCCGCCUCUGACGCCAUCGACGGCGGCCAUCCUGACCAUGGGCUGCUAAAUCGCACUCUGCAGCCAUCCAGGCCACUGACUGCUAAAGCCUACUCCGCGACCAGCAUCGCAGAUCAACAACUGCUGAGAUAGCAGUGGAGGUGAACUGUCUUUGGACUUGCAACAGGAGGCGACAGAUUGUGGUAGUGAAGAGCACACAAAAGGAGGAGAUGGAGUUUGUAGUGAGUGCUUCGGAAGCCACCAUGAGGUCUCUCCUAGGCAAGUUGGGCAGCCUCCUUGCCCAAGAGUACACUCUGAUCCGUGGCGUCCGCGGUGACAUCCAAUACAUCAGUGAUGAGCUCGCCAGCAUGCAGGCUUUUCUUGGCGACCUCGGCUCUGCCCUGGACAACCACGAUCGCCGGCUCAAGAACUGGAUGAGGCAGAUCCGUGACAUGGCAUACGACAUGGAAGACUGCAUCGAUGACUUUGCUCAUCGCCUCCCUCGGGACUCCCUCAGCGACGUAAGAUGUUCCUUCCUGGUGAUGGCAGUCUACGAGGUGUGGACAUUCAGGCCUCGCCGCGACAUUGCUUCCAAGAUUGCCGAGCUCAAGGUCCGAGCACAAUACAUUGCUGAGAGGCGCAACAGAUAUGGAGUGGACAACCCAAACACAAGAACAAGCUCCCAAGACGGAGCAACCCAUGCUAUUACGUAUGGCAUUGCUGAGCAUUUGGCAGCGAGCCGUCAGCUCAUCCGCACAGAGGACCCCGUGGGAGUGAAGAUGGACAUGGAGAAGCUCCGAGGUUGGCUAACCAAACAUGAUAAAGGCUCUCAUCGAGCUGUUGUGUCCUUGCUUGGAUUUGGUGGUGUGGGAAAGACAACCAUUGCCAUGGCACUGUACCGAGAUUUCAGGAAUGAAUUUGAUUGCCGGGCGUCAGUCACGGUGUCUCAGAACUUCGAUGAAGAUGAAAUCCUCCGGGAUGUUCUUGGGCAAAUCAAACCAGCAAACAGUCAAAUCAAGCCAAAGGAGGAGGGGCAGGAGGGCAACAACAUAGGGAAGUUAAAGAAGAAAAACCUACUGGUAGACCUGAAAAGCUCAGUGAAGCAAGUUGUGCCACUGCUCUCUGGUGACAGGCCGCAAAGCAAUGAUGGCAGCAUGCAGAGUAAGAUAGAAACAAUGAAUCGUGACCAACUUAUCGAAGAACUCAAAAAACGCCUUCUUGGAAGGAGGUAUCUCCUGUUGAUUGAUGAUAUAUGGUCCGUAGAAACAUGGGAGACCAUUAGAAAUUGGUUACCACAUGAUAAUACAAAUGGUAGUAGAGUAAUAGUAACUACAAGAUUUCAAGCUGUUGGCGCAGCGUGCUCAGAAAGAGAUGGAACUGAUUAUGUCCAUACAGUUAAUGUUCUCAAUGAUGCCGACUCCAAAAGCCUAUUUCGUCAGAGUAUUUCUGAAUCCCCAAGCGGGAAAGAAGGUAAAGGAAUGGAUAAAAUAUCUCAAGUUGUUGGUACUGAGUCCUCCAAAGGAGAUGGAACUGAUCAUUUGCCUUCAGCGGAUGUUCCUAGUUUUUCUAAUCCACAAAGCAGGAAGGUUGGGGAGAAAGAAGAGGUCCAUGAGGAGAUAUGGAAAUACUGUGGGGGGCUGCCAUUGGCCAUAGUCACCAUGGCUGGCCUUGUUGCCUGCAACCCUAAAAAAAAGAGUGAUCAUUGGAGUAAAGUUUGCAAGUCAUUAUUUCCAGAGCAAGUGGCUCCCCUUACAUUGGAGGGGGUCACAAGGAUACUUGAUUAUUGCUACAAUGAUUUGCCAGCAGAUCUCAAGACCUGCUCAUUGUACUUGAGCAUAUUCCCCAAGGGCUCAAAAAUUAGUAAGAAGCGUCUGACCCGGAGGUGGAUAUCAGAAUGUUUUGUUUCUGAGAAGGAAGGGCUGAGUGCAGAGGAAGUUUCAGAAACAUACUUCAAUCAGCUUGUAAGAAGGAAGAUAAUACGUCCUGUGGAUCACAGCAGCAAUGGAAAGGUCAAAUCAUUUAAAGUUCAUGACAUGAUCCUUGAAUAUAUCGUGUCCAAGUCAAGUGAAGAGAAUUUUAUUACUGUUGUUGGUGGACAUUGGUUGAUGCCAACUCCUAGCAACAAAGUUCGUCGACUUUCCAUGCAAAGCAGUGGUUCCAAGCAUGGGAAUUCAACAAAAGGCAUGAACUUGUCUCAAGUGCGGUCACUGACGGCAUUUGGAAGCCAAAACCGACGACUCCCAUUCCAUUCAUUCAUUAAUGGAAUAAUACAAGUGCUUGAUCUUGAGGGCUGGAAGGGUUUGACAGAUAAGCAUUUGAAUGACAUAUGUAAAAUGCUUGUGCUGAAGUAUUUGAGCCUCAGACGGACAGAGGUUUCUGAGAUCCCAUCAAAGAUCGAGAAGCUCCAGUAUCUAGAAACUCUUGACAUAAGGGAGACAGAUGUUGGGGUGCUGCCCAAAGCUUUUGGUCAGCUCAAACAGCUCCGUAGCGUGCUUGGAGGGAACAAAAACACAAAGAAGGCUUUGAAGUUGUCACAUGAGAAGAACAAGGAGCCGAUGAAAGCACUUCGGAUCUUGUCAGGGAUUGAGAUCGGUGAGGACUCAUCAGCUGUAGCAAGCCUUCAUCAGCUGACAGGGCUAAGGAAGCUUGCCAUUUACAAGCUCAAUAUAAGGGAGGGCGGUCAGACCUUCAAACAAUUACGCUCCUCCAUUGAGUACCUCUGUAGCUGCGGUCUGCAGACAUUGGCAAUCAAUGAUGAGAGCUCUAAUUUUAUCAACUCACUAGACACCAUGACCACUCCUCCAAGAUACAUCAUCGGCCUAGAGUUGUCUGGCAAGAUGGAAAGGCCCCCACAGUGGAUCAAAGAACUCAAUAACCUCUAUAAGCUGACCCUUUCUGUAACAGUUCUUCGGACUGAAACUUUCAAGCUCAUCCAGGGCCUGCCCAAAUUGUUUACCCUCACCUUCACACUCAGCGCAGACAAGGAUGAUAGGGACAUAGUGGACAUUCUUGAGGAAAAUAAACAGCUUACGGACAGGGAGAUCAUUAUUCCACCUGGAGGAUUCAAGAGUCUAAAGCUGCUUCGCUUCUUUGCUACUCUGGUGCCGAGGCUGAGCUUUGCAGUCACAAGAGAAGAGGUAAUGCCGGCACUGGAGAGGAUCGAUAUGCGGUUUGAGGCCUUUGAAGGGAUUUACGGCAUCGAGACCCUUAAAAGCCUCCAGGAGGUGCAUCUCAGCGUUGGUAAUCAAGCAGAUGAAAUAACCAACUUCUUGGUAGAAGAUUUGAAGGACACCCCUAGGUAUUUGGACAAGAAGUAUGCCAGAAAGUGGCCAAAGAUAAUCACCGAGUGAAGAGAUUCGAAAAUGUCACAUUGUCUAUCGAUGGACCUACAAAUCGUCUGGUAUUGUACAAUUAAGUGGAGACUGUUUCAGCAGAUCCGUGUCGCCUUCUCAAGGGCGAAAUAAAACAACUGCAUCCAUUACUGAUUCUUAUAAUGUGUACGUAUAUGGUACUGCUAAAUCUGUUAACGAUUCUUAUAGUAUUUACUUCUAUUGUAAUGUUACUUCCAUUAUUGAUCUUUCUGAACUUA